Molecule: messenger RNA, 588 nt
Organism: Prunus armeniaca (apricot)
Lineage: Eukaryota; Viridiplantae; Streptophyta; Magnoliopsida; Rosales; Rosaceae
Source: the annotation of a GenBank genome assembly
AUGGCUGGUGAGUUUCUGCAGCUCGGUUUUCAACAGUUUUCUUUAAUCUCCAGUGCUCGUUUGACAAAACUUCCUUCUCUAAGGUUGUUCCUCAGUUUGAGAACUAUGACAUAUCCAAAAAAUCAGAGCAAUCCAACUACUCUAGUUAUGUCUGUGGUAAGCAUGUUCGUCACUUCCUCGGAUUCUGCUGUUAUCACUGUACAGUACCUUAUUCACUCUUGUAUGUCACUUUUCCCUUGCUCAGAUGACAAUACUUCCUUCAUGAAGCUUGUUCAGAAUUCUUUUCUCUACAAUAUAUCCAAAAAUAGUGGCAGUCCAACAAGUGUAGCUUUCUCGGCAGUGGAUUUCGGACCAAUAUUAAGUUGCCCAAGCAAGAACAAUUUGAGUUCAAAGAUGCAGAAUGCAAGUGAGGCAUCAACAUUGGAUUUCAGGGGGAAUUUGGGAGAAGAAGGUUACGGUUUAGGAAUCUAUGAGGUGGAGGUUCAUAUUUGGGAGCAUCUAGAGGUUCACAUAAGUAGGGAUUUUGGGAGGAAAAUAGGGAAUUUGAUUUGGGGAUUUCAGAUUUGGGAGAAAAUGGGGAAGGAAUAG